UUGAAAGAGAAAGCUUUCCUUCACAAACUUGUGAUCGAGGAGAAAGAGGAGGUAGAAAGUACUACUCACUCAACCUUCAGCUGAGGAGUGUGCUUUUCGGAGAGAACAGUUCGACCAUCUUGAACAAGCUCUUCAUAAAACAAGGACAGACCAAAUCCAUGGCCGACUCUGCAGAUUGACGAGAUUGAGGAAAGAGCUCUUGGCAAAUUUCUUGCUACAUUUACCUCCUCUUUGCUCCUUCCUCUCUCGAUCUCGUUGGAUUUGGUCUUGUGCAGGCAGCUCUUGUGUCUGAAGCGCUCGAUUCAGUCACCGACUUGAUCCUGGAGAUACAACAAACGCACUAACAAGGGAAGCCAUGGCGAAGCUUUGGCUGAUUCUUGGGAUUUGCUUGGCAAUUUUUGGCACAUUCGGGGAACAAGUCCAAGCUCUACGAAAUGUCCGAGAUAUUGAGCACCAAUCUGCAUUGGGAGAUUUGGGCUUUGAUCAGCAGCGCAAGGACGAGGAGGACCAUGACUAUGAAGAGGUCAUGGACGACUAUGAACUGCAGGAUUCGUUCUCAAAUACGAGCCUGGUGUAUUUCAAUGCCUCGGAUUACGUGAACGGCUCCAUGCCCGCCAAUGUGACCCGUCAUCACGGCUUCCUGCACGGGUUUGUGGAGUCGUUGUCGGUGAUCUUGGUGUCGGAAAUCGGCGACAAGACCUUCUUCAUCGCUGCCAUUAUGGCCAUGACCUCGAACAAACUGAUCGUAUUCCUGGGAGCCAUUUCGGCCUUGGCCUUGAUGACGGUGCUCUCGGCGGUUUUGGGCUGGGUCGUCACUUCCUUCAUCCCAAGAAAAUAUACCUACUACACGUGCACCGUCAUCAUGUUUCUCUUUGGGCUUAAAAUGCUCUACGAGGCUUGGACCAUGAAGCCGGAUGAGGCCCAAGAGCUUCAGCACGAGGUCGAGGAGGAAUUGGCUCGACGAGGUUCCAUAGCCAGCAAUUCGAGUCGGGCACGAGAACAGACUCCAGAGGACGAAGACCAAGACCCCGAAGGCCAAGAGCUUCAAGAAGUCAGAUCUGAACCCGGGUUCGAUGACGACACUGAAGGUGAUGAUGCUUCGACAGCACAAUCUCCCAAACCCAAGAAGCGGGUCCAAAUCCAGGAGAAGGGCUUGUUCGGGAAGAAAUGCUACAAGAUCUUCAAGCUGUUCCUCAACUGCUUCACCAUGACCUUCUUGGCGGAAUGGGGCGACCGAUCUCAAUUGGCUACGAUCGUACUGGCCAGCAUAAAUGAUGUCUCAGGGGUGUGUCUGGGAGGUGUGCUUGGACACACCUUUUGCACGGGCUUGGCCGUGAUAGCAGGCGCACUAAUCGCCAAGAAAAUCAGUGUACGGGUAGUCACUCUGAUUGGAGCUCUGGUCUUCCUGGGAUUCGCAAUCGCAUCGUUAUUUUUCGAUCCCGAAGAGGAGGAAAUGAUCAAGAUCGACUUCUGAUGAAUACCUGUGUCACUCACAUUCAUGCAUAACCGCGCACGGACAUGCUUUAAACAUUAUUAGAACUGUACCUUUAAA
Messenger RNA from Tigriopus californicus, 1552 nucleotides. Its product is annotated as transmembrane protein 165-like. Gene Ontology annotation, cellular component: Golgi apparatus. The transcript has 4 exons. The record is from RefSeq and is a predicted model, not a curated record. NCBI's taxonomy places the organism in Eukaryota, Metazoa, Arthropoda, Copepoda, Harpacticoida, Harpacticidae. Gene Ontology annotation, molecular function: calcium ion transmembrane transporter activity; manganese ion transmembrane transporter activity. The coding region runs from base 356 to 1474 and encodes 372 amino acids. Gene Ontology annotation, biological process: manganese ion transmembrane transport; calcium ion transmembrane transport; Golgi calcium ion homeostasis.